Molecule: messenger RNA, 540 nt
Organism: Humulus lupulus (European hop)
Lineage: Eukaryota; Viridiplantae; Streptophyta; Magnoliopsida; Rosales; Cannabaceae
Exons: 2
Coding region: 1-540 (179 amino acids)
Source: RefSeq, a predicted model, not a curated record
AUGGUUGAAUACAUGGAUGUUAUUCCUACUAAAAGUAUUGGUGGAUCUCCCCGAACUUUGGCUUUGACCACAAAGAAUCAGUCCUCAAGGGACCAGCCUGUGCAAGUUUUGGUUCCAACAGUUCCUGUGAGCAAUAAUGAGAAACUUGAAAAAUUCACUAGUGUGAAUUUUAAGACAUGGAAGCAGAAAAUUGUGUACAGUGUGAUGAAAACGGCUAAAGAAUUGUGGGAUUCUUUGGACCACAAGUACAAAGUCGAAGAUGCUGGAGCCAAGAAAUUCUUGGUUGGCCAAUUCUUGAACUUCAAGAUGGUGGAUUCCAAAAAUGUGAUAAGCCAAGUGCAAGAUCUUCAGUUGAUUAUCCAUGGAAUACAAGCUGAAAGGAUGGUCUUCAGUUCAUCUUUCCAAGUAGUUGCUAUUAUAGAGAAGCUACCCCCUGCAUGGCUAGACUUCAAAAAUUAUCUAAAGCGAAAGGAAAUGAGUGUUGAAGAUCUCAUUCGCAGACUUCGCAUUGAAGAGGAUAACAAAAGUGUUGAGAAGUAA